AUGGCCAAAGACCAACUUUCUUGCACAAUGUGCUCUUCUUGUGACAACACUUGUCAGCCAAUUUCACCCCCACCACCUCCUCCUCAACUUUAUCCACCCUCUUCAUCGGGCUAUAUUUGCCCACCCCCGCCACCAGUUUAUGUGUCACCCCCGAACAAUAGCGGGGGCAACAAUGGUGGCGAGGGUGAUGCGAAUGGUAGUGGAAACUAUCCACCACCGACUAAUAACUACCCAACUCCACCACCCCCAAAUCCAAUUAUAUCAAGAAAGAAAGGCAUAAGAGAUAGAGCAGAUGAACAAGUAGUAGUGGAGCAGUAA
Solanum lycopersicum (tomato) is the source of this 318-nucleotide messenger RNA. Its product is annotated as branchpoint-bridging protein-like. NCBI's taxonomy places the organism in Eukaryota, Viridiplantae, Streptophyta, Magnoliopsida, Solanales, Solanaceae. The record is from RefSeq and is a predicted model, not a curated record.